AUGCCAACGGAUUGUUAUAGAGUAGAUGUGAUCCAUUAUUUAAAUCCGUCUUUAAUAUGGGUGGAAGUAUGUGAUUCCACUGUGAGUGAAGAUGAGUUUGUUUUCGAACAAAUCGGUAUUUACGGUAUCAUACCACAUGAAACUACUAUUGAUGUAGAACUUGAGUGUAUUGUCUCAGCUCAAUGUACUGAUUGGGUUCCCGCUUCGAAUACAAUCUUAAAAAAUCUUUUGUGUAAAUCCGAAGAAGUAUGGUUUCUUCCAACUUACAUAGAUAGAAGAUCUUCAAUAUUCGAUGACAACAUACACAAAUAUGGAGAAUUAAUAUUAAAAAACAGUGAUGGAAAACUGAAGAAGGUUUCAAAAUAUUUAGUUAAAUCUGGUUUUGCUGAAAUGAAUGUAUCGAAAUUUCACAGUCAACUCAACAACGGUGAAUUAAACACAAAUCUGGAUUCCAUUAAAACACAGGAAGUCAUAAAACAAUUAGAAAAGCAUUACACGAAGUUAUCUAAAAAGAAAGAGUGGGAGAAAUCUAUGAGAAAACAGACAUCAGUAUUCCAAAUGAAACAGAAAUUUGAAUCCGAGUUAACAGUAUCAAAUCUAGAAAAACACAAUAAUAGAAUGAUAAAAACGGUAAUAGAAAAUAAGAGUAACGAUUUUGAUCUUUGUAAAGAUGUAAACGAGAAACCGUUAGGACGAGGCUUCUAUAAAGCGGAUUCUAACAAGACUGAGUUAAAGUCGAAAUUAUUAAAAAAGAAGGCAUCAUAUCACAACAAAACAUCAUUUGAUGAUAUGAAACAUUUCCUGGACAAAAAUUCAAGAUCUAAGUAUGAUGAUGCAGAUUCAAGUGAACCAGACAAUAAUCAGAAUGGUUUAAAAUUUUUAAAUGGAAGAUUAGGAAAGACUCAUAAUAUAGAACAGAGAAUUCUGGCACACGACAGAGCUAAAAUACAAAAGGCUGCUAACGGUUGUGACAAUUUAUAUAAAAAUGAUGAUCAUGAAAAAUCAACACAAAGAAGAUUUGCAAAAAUCAAAGGAAAUAAACAUGUUUCAGAAAAACUUGUAGCAUUUGGACCUCCAGACCUAGAUCCUUUUAAGAUGAAAGUUGAGAAAGUACCUGCUUUGGAUUAUAAUAUAGUUGCUGAUGAAGUACAGCCUCAAGAAGAUUGUAUAGACAAAGAAGAUUUUGGUAAAAUUGAUUCUGAAGUUGAUUAUCAUGUACCUAAAGGGAUUUGUGAUAAUUCAGUACAUACUGAGGCUAAAGCAAGUGACAGUGAUCAAACAAUAUUAAGUUCUGUGUUACAACGACGAUUAAAAGCUCGCGAUAGUGUUAGGAAUAACGAAAGCAGUAUAUCAAGCACAGAUACGAACACAGAAACGUCUAGUGUCGGCGAAAACAAGGAAUCCUUUGACGACGAUGAAGUUUUGGAAAUUAUCGAUAAAAGAUACAAAAAACCCCCAUCACUAAAAGUCGAUAAAGUCAGCGAUUCCGUUGAUAUAACGUUGAAAAAUAACGUAAAUCCAUUCAAGAAUGUCGAUUCUAGCUUGUCCGUGUUUGUAGAUAAAUUAGUGACACCCGUCUUAAUGGUUCAUUCGAAGAGCAAUAAACGUAUCGAACCCGUCUUCCAGAUGAGAGAUAUACAUUUUAAUGAGCAUAUACGACUUGUGCUGAGAAAUAUGAACAUCGAAAAGCUUAUGAUGGUACAGACUGUGUCUUGGAAUGCGAUUUUGAGGGGUUUCAGUGUAUUCAUGGUUAAUCCCAUGGGUAGUGGUAAAACUAUGGGUUAUUUGCCUGCUGUUUGUCGAUUAGUUAGUGACGGUGGUGGUGAUAUAUCGAAUAGUUCAGGCCCUAUGUGUAUUAUAGUUUGUGCUACCGCGAAAUCUGUGGUAGAAGUCGAGAAAUUGGCUAAAAUGUUCCUUGGAUUGGACGAAAAAGUCGUGGCGUGCUAUGCCGGUGUUGAUGAAACGUAUAUUACAACAGCUUUAUUGAAUGGAUGUGAUUUAUUCAUUAGUACACCACCAGCUUUAGCCCGGUUGUUGAAAAUAAACGAUUUUGGUAUAGAUUUAAAACGUCUCUCGAUGUACGUGUUAGACGAUUGCGAGCGAUUAACGCAGAGCUAUAACGAUGAACUCAAAUUCUUUCAAAUUAAAAUCAAUACCAUGCUGAAAAAUCGAGUUAACAAAGAGUUAAAAGUGCAAUACAUAAUUGCAUCCCGUAUUUGGUGUGAUUUUAUGGUACCGUUGGCAAAAAAAGCACCCGAUACGAUAAUAUGUAUCGGAGCGUUUCAAGAAUGCGUGCUUUAUUCAAAAGCGAAUACAUCAGUCAGCUUUAUUAAGAGCGAAAAUAAGAUGGAGCAUGUUUUUGAAUUCUUGGAAACGAUAGACGCUUCAAAGAAAACUGUAAUAGUUUGUUCCGAUAACGAUGAAGUGGAAGUAUUGCAAAUAGCUUUGAAGAAAACAAAACGCGUUGUUUUUGCUUGUGACAAUAAUAUGACUGUUCACGAUUUAUAUAGUUUAAGUGAAGCGUGGGGAGAUUAUCGAGAACCGGUUUUAGGACCUAUCCUUGUGUGUUGUGAUGGAAAUUUGACCCAUAUGAAUGUAACCGACGCACAUUAUCUAAUACACUACUCGAUGCCGCAGUAUUUUUCUUCGUUUUGCAAGCGUUUCUCCGUCUUAAACGACAAUUACCCAUCAAUUUUCAAAGAUAUUAACGAUAAUGUUAAAAUUAAAAUUCUUCUAGAAGAGAGUAACGCGCAACAGCUACCAAAAAUCGUGAAUUUUAUCAAACGAUGCACCGAAAAUCUUCCGACGUUCUUAAAUAAUGUUUGUGCCAGUAUACUAACUAAUAAAGAUGUGAUAAAAGCUCAAAAAUUGGUUCCACUUUGCGAUAACUUACUGCAAUUAGGCGACUGUCCAGAUUUCUAUAACUGCCACGAAAGGCAUACAAUAUUAAAAGAUGCAGAUACUCCCAAAGAAUGGGUACCGAAAAAUGGUGUUAUAACAUUCAAAAUAAUACACUAUCAUACAGCAACUUUAUAUUCAGCCAGACUUUUAACAGUAACUGUUAAUGGCACAAAUUCAAAGUUUCCUCAAACAUACAGUACGCUUUCAUUAAAAAUGGGCAUGUAUUUCGCCAACGAAACUCAUAGAAAACUGCACGGAAUGCCAGAAAUUGGAGAUAUUUGUGCCGUAGCUAUGAAAGUUAACUUCUACGCGAGGUGUCAAGUACUCAAAAUAUUGUCGCGAUAUCAGAGAGGAAAUCCUAACAAAGUCUUGGUUAGAUUAAUAGACGAAGAAAAGUAUGAAAUAACUAGAGACAUAUAUCUAUAUUAUUUGCCGGACGAUUUGAAAGAGAUAGAAACAAAAGUUGUACAAGUAAGACUUGCUAAUUUAGAACCCAAAGACAGAGAUAUAACUUUCUCUGAUCUAGCUCGAGAUUAUUUAAAGAAAUUAACUGAUGCUGAUGAUGAAUUGUUUAUGAGGGGUCAAGUGUCACUGGCGGUCGGAAAUUGUGUUUUUGUGACAACCCUAGAGGCUUGCCAAGAAUUAUCGUCUCUGAAUGAAACGGUCGUAAAAUAUAAUUUUAAGCAUGAACUUCUAAAGAAUCAUGCUCUUAUAAAUUCUGAACAUUUAAACAAAAUUAAAGCUCUCUGUAAAAAUAGUGGAUUGAAUGUUGCAGAUAGUACAGUUGACGAUAAUAAAACUAAAGAUGUAACAUUGAAGAAUACGCAAAAUGUUUCCUGGGCUCAUUUAGACAGCGAAGAAAUGAACAAUGUGUUUUUUGCUUCCGCCAUAAAUCCAUCAAAUUUCUUUGUACGUUUGGAAAAAUUUGAAUCCUGUAUGAUUAGUCUGUUGGAAGAUAUAAAGGUUCAUGUUGAGAAUAACACAGAACAAAUCAGUGAUAUAAAAGAAGGAGAUAUAGUUUUGGCUGAAUUUCCUGAUGAUAAAACAUACGAAAGAGCAAGAAUCGAUACAAUUAAUGAAAACAGAGUAAAAUGUUUUUUCGUAGACCAAGGUGAUUGGAGGGAGAUUGAUAUAAAAAGCAUUGUUCAAAUACCGGAUAAAUUCAUAAAUAAAUUACCGUUCCAAGCUAUCGAAUGUAGAUUGAUUGGUGUAAAACCUCUAGGCGAAGAAUGGACCGAUUUCAGUACGAACUGGUUUUAUGAUAAUUGCUUUGAAGGCAGCAGUGAAAAUUUAAAACAUUUAUUUGUUAAGUAUUUCACGAAAGAACCAGCGAAAUACACCGGCGGAAACAAAUAUGGCGUUGUUUUAAUAGACACUAACACGGAACAAGACGUCAUUAUAAACGAACUAAUGAUUGAUCUAAAUCUCGCUCAAGAACAAGAAGAGGAAUUAAAGUACUUUGAUAAUAUUCACACAGAGUUAAAGAAAGAUAUACCUAAGUUACAGGCUGAUAACGAAGAAAACUAUGAAAAUACUAUUUGUGAGAUUAAUGUUGUGAAUAACUCUAUCAUUCCAAGACCCAUACGUUCAGUACCUUUAAUAAAUUCGGAUGACGAAUCAGAUGAUUCAGAUAAAUGGGAAGUCAAUAUCAGCGCUAAUAACGCUGCAGCUUUAUUUGGGAAUAUGACAGAUAAAUGUGCAAUUACUAAUUGCGAUGAAAAAACAUCAAAAACAUUUAGCGAAAAGAAUUCUCCAUCUGAAGGAAGCAAAGUUGUUAAACAAGAACCAUCUGAAGGAAGCAAAGAUAUUACACAAGAAUUAGAUUCGGAUGAUUUAAGUUCACCGGAGCUAUCAGAAAUAUCAAAAACUCCAGUAAAACGGAACAUUAUUAAGGAAUUAGACCAAAAACGACAUCCAAAGAUAAUGUGGCAUCAAAAUAAAAGCACCAUAUUCGUUAAAAUACAACUAGUUGUUGAUGAUUACGAUUUACUUAUCGACGAUAGAAAAUUAGAAUUCCUCGCGUUCACAAAUGACUUGAAAUACGAAUUCGACUUAGAACUAUUUGGUGUUAUUAAAACUGAGAAUUCUACACACGUUAACAAAGGACAGUAUGUGUUGGUUAAACUCGUUAAAGUGUUGAACAAGAAUUGGUUAACGUUAACAAGGAAUGGUGAUUUAAAAUGGGUAGUUUACGAUGUGGACUUCAUUGAUACGUCAUCAGAUGAAGAAACUAUCGAUAGAAGCUCGAUGAUGAAUAUCGUUAAAAGUUUAAAUGACAAUGACACAGAUACAGAUGAUGAUCAAUUUUGUGAUGAUGCAAAUUUUACAUACAAAAAAUAG
Danaus chrysippus (African queen) is the source of this 5241-nucleotide messenger RNA. Lineage: Eukaryota; Metazoa; Arthropoda; Insecta; Lepidoptera; Nymphalidae. The record is from the annotation of a GenBank genome assembly.